AGUCUUGCUACGGGAUACGUGGCCGAAGCCAGCGGGGCAGAAAUCCGUGCAACCUGUUCCGAUCCCAAAUUGCAUUUUCGAGGGAAGACUUUUCAGUAGAUUUUCCACAAUGGUGCUCCUCGCGGCUGCCAUCUGUACCAAGAGUGGUAAGGCCCUCCUCUCCCGACAGUUCGUGGAGAUGACCCGGGCACGCAUCGAGGGCCUCUUAGCGGCCUUCCCUAAGCUCAUGAACACGGGCAAGCAGCACACCUUUGUGGAGACGGAGAGCGUCCGCUACGUCUACCAGCCCCUGGAGAAGCUGUACAUGCUGCUGAUCACCACCAAGACGAGCAACAUCCUGGAGGAUCUGGAAACCCUGAGGCUAUUCUCAAGAGUGAUCCCUGAGUACUGUCGUGCCAUGGAAGAAUCCGAGAUCCUGGACCACUCCUUUGAGGUCAUCUUUGCGUUUGACGAGAUUGUGGCCCUGGGCUAUCGGGAGAACGUCAACCUGGCCCAAAUUCGUACCUUCACCGAGAUGGACUCCCACGAAGAGAAGGUGUUCCAGGCCGUCAGACAGACCCAAGAGCGGGAAGCUAAGCAAGAGAUGCAGCGCCGGGCCAAGGAGCUGCAGCGUAGCCGCCGGGAGGCGGAGAAGAGCGGUCGUAGGGGCAUGGGCUUCAGCGGCGGCUUUGGGUCGUCCUCACGAGGCAGCGACAUCACUCCCGUCGUGUCAGACCUUCCUGUGGAGAAACCUAGGCCCUCGGCUGCCCCAUCAAAGCCGAGUGGCACAGGCAAAGCCAUGAAGCUGAGCAGUAAGACCAAGGACGUGGACAGCUUCGUCAGUAAGCUACGCACAGAGGGCCAGGACGUCAUCUCAUCCACAAAGUCGUCCAAACAGUCUGCGAACAUUGCCAAGACCACCACACCAGCAAGCAAAAAAGAAGGGGUCCACUUGCGUAUUGAGGAGAAGAUGUCCCUGACGGCUGGCCGGGAAGGAGGUUUACAGAGCCUGGAUAUCCAUGGGCUGAUCGCCCUGAAUAUCAGUGACAAGAGCGAGCAGGCGGGCCGCAUUAAAGUCGGCAUUGCAAACAACGACGACAAAGGAGCACAGUUACUGACUCAUCCGAACGUAGACAAGAAACUCUUCCAGUCUGAGUCUUACAUCAGCAUGAAGAAUCCAGCCAAGCCCUUCCCACUGAACACUGAUGUUGGCGUCUUGAAAUGGAGACUAACCUCCCAGGACGAAAGCCUCAUGCCUCUGUCAAUUAACUGCUGGCCGUCUGAAAACAAUAAGAAUGGAUGUGACGUCAACAUAGAGUACGAAUUGCAGCAGGAAGACAUGGAGCUGCAGGAUGUAAUCAUCACCAUUCCAUUAAUGUCUGGUUCUGGCGCCCCCAUCGUCGGCGAGAUAGACGGCAAUUCCCGCUACGACCACCGCCGCAGCGUCCUGGAGUGGACACUGCCAGUCAUCGACGCCAGCAACAAGACCGGCAGCCUGGAGUUCAGCGUCGGGGGCCACCCGGACGACUUCUUCCCUGUCACGGUCGGUUUCAUCUCACGGAAGUCUUACUGUGACAUCCAGGUUACGGAUGUACUAAUGCUGGACAGCGAGCAGCCUGUCAAGUUCUCCACGGACGCCGCUGUGCUCGUGGAAAAAUAUGAAAUCGUGUGAAGAUUUUAGGACCAGCGCAUUCUUAUUAAAACAAACUUAAUAUCAUUGUCUGCAAGGAGACCAAGUCCUCAACAAACCUUUUUAUUACCAAGACCAGAACAGUAACAUGAGUUUGGGGGCAGUUCCACAAUGUUGGCUCAAGGUAUUCAAAGUGUUGCAUUGGUAGAGGUAACGGCACCAUAAACAACUUUUGUUCGUGCCGUUAACUCUAGCUUCACAGACAUCCUCGGCAGCCGGAUUAUUGAGUAAACAAAUUUUUGCAACCUUGCAAUCCAUGGUGCUCCUCGCUUGGUGCAUCAUCACAGGUGAGAAACAUUAUGCACAGCUGUUCAUGAUUUGUGGCAUGAACGUACGGUGGCUUCAGGUAAUCCAAUAUGUCAGUUUGGUAUUUCAAAACAGGCAAUGUCAUUCGUGAACGUGGCACCUGAUGUCAUCCCAUUUCAAACAUAUUCAGUGUAGGCGAGUUGAGGCCCCACUUAGAGAGGGCCAACCUCAUCCUCCAGUGCAAGAAACACAGUGUGCUCAUAAGUCAUGCAAAAAUAUGGAGUACAUGUACUUGUGACUUUCAUCUGAAUGUGCACAAACUCACAAAAGUGUUUUUUUUUUGGCAGCCAGUUGUCCGUGGAACGUUGCAUUUGCGGGCUGAGCUUUAGUAAUGUGGAACUUGCUUUUUGAAUUUCCAGGCAUGGCCAUCAAAACAAGGAUUUCCUUCUAGUUGUGACUGUCUUGCGUAACAAAAGGGUUGAUACAUCUUCGUAAAAUAAUUGAUUCUGACGAUCCUUCCAGUCUUGCCUGUGCAUGCAUAAAGACUGGUCUUUACCAAAUGCCAUUGAAACUGUGAAACAGUCGAGGAGUAACACAUUGUACACAUUUAUGUUGGUGUUACAGACCGGUUUUGUGUUUUCUGUAGCCACAAAAUCACAGAAAGUUACACCAGGGUCUUAAGUGAAAGCAUUUGUUAUAGGGGAAGGGACUACAAAAAUUAAAUGACGUUGAGAAAUAUUUGGACGAUAGAUUGUCGGGGCAGAAAUCCAUUCAGGAAGAUUUGGGGAAAGUGCAGAUUUUCUUUUGCUGGCAUUAUUUUGAAAAAAAAAUUGCUCUUCAUUAACAAAAUGUUAAAGGCAUUUUUUGAAGGAGUCGUCGCUGGGAUGAAAGUGGGAGACUUACAGCUGUUGUCACAUCUUUAGAUCAUCCCUGCAUUCACAGCUAGGACCAUCACAGUUACUUGUAGCUUUGUUUUUAAUCUGUGAACCCGGAGAGCAUUUUGUGAAAUCUGAAGGGGAAACAAACAGGGGAAUUGGCAGGCAUUUGACCAGUUACGGUGCGGAAAGAAUCAACUAUUUUAUGAGCCAAUGUGUACAAAACAACUGUCAUAAAUUCUAAAUUUUGUAUAAUAUAUCAUGAUAUUAAUGUUAGGUGAGAAGCCAUUCAUUCAUUAUUCAAACACCAGUUUCCUACAUAAGCUGUUUGCCUUAUUUAAUUUUUAUUUCCUUUUUGAAAAGUACUUCAGUUCGUAACGGCUUUUUUUGGGUUCAGUACAUCUGUGGCUCAACCAAUGUGCAAAGAUUGUAGACCCAAUGGACUAUUAGACUGAUUUAGUAUUGAUUUCACUUAAAGAAAAAUAAAUCUGAAUGGAAUGCACCGUAGACCAACUCAAAGUGAAGGCACAUUGGUUUCGAGGGCUCCAUUCAGCCUAACACCAACCUUGCAUUUUAUUGAAAUUGAAUUGUUGGCGAGUGUUAGUGGACAAUACACACAUACUUCAAUGUAUUCAGUCCAGAAUUUCAUCUCCGGUCACUAGUGUCAAGACUCCUUUACCUCGCAAAACAUGACAACCGGUACUUUAAAAUUUGUCCAGUAAAUGUAAAAAGUUGCCAGUUAUUUGGCAGUCAUUAGAGGCUUGUUGUAACAUGGGUGCCGAACGGUCUCUGGUGCCCUAACUUGUUACAUUGCAGGUGUUUUUUUUGGAUUUGAACUCUCCAGACUUGUAUUAUAAUUUGUUUAAAGCCCAUGCAUGAGCCUUGGGCUGGCAAUGGCUGGACAGAGCAAGCACAUCAUUUGGGAAAAAUGCAGAGGCAGUGGCUUAUUAAGAUUCUGUUUUAGUGUCAUUGCAGUCCUUCGCCCCUUCAUACAUCUUGACCUCUAAAUGCAAGAAUUGGAUACAGCCACAGUCUGGUGAAGUGAAGAGCUUGUACAGUGUAAGUGCGCAUGACUCAGUCCUCCAGGUACCAGGUUAACUAGACAUUCCAACCCAGAGAAAUAAAAACACUUGUACCUCUGAUGAUCCCACUUCCAUGAAAGGGCUGUCGCAUCUCACUACUAAGGGCGAGUUCAAUCAAGAACCACUUGUUAACUAGAGUUUGGUUCAUGAUGUACCUAGCGCAUGUGCAGUGAAGUUGAAGCACGAAUGACCCUAGUCAACCAUUGUCAGGUCAUUAGGCCGAAGGGGGAAAAGGUGACCGCAGGAAGGGCAAAAUAGCAAAAAUAAAAGUGAAAAUGGUCAUUUACUGGUGACAUAUUGUUUUUCGACAUUUUCUCUCUGCACAGUGCUAUUAAAACGGUUUACGGUAACCAACGAUGCAACCAAUCCCAAUAAGCUUGUUGUGAAUAGCCAACUGGACUAGUCCAACCAUCAUCAACUAGCAUACGUUUGAUCAGAGUUAGUUGAACCAUGGUUAACUAUGGUCCUUGAAUUUAACUUGCCCUAGGCUGUUACAAUCCAAAGUAUGCAUAUGUGUGAUUUUGACGAGCUCAUCUACAAGGAACUGUUAAUAAAUCCACAGCUAGUAACAUGAA
Acanthaster planci (crown-of-thorns starfish) is the source of this 4447-nucleotide messenger RNA. It is a transcript of the gene arcn1, whose product is annotated as archain 1. Lineage: Eukaryota; Metazoa; Echinodermata; Asteroidea; Valvatida; Acanthasteridae. Gene Ontology annotation, biological process: retrograde vesicle-mediated transport, Golgi to endoplasmic reticulum; Golgi localization; endoplasmic reticulum to Golgi vesicle-mediated transport. The record is from RefSeq and is a predicted model, not a curated record. Gene Ontology annotation, cellular component: COPI vesicle coat.